This is a messenger RNA of Durio zibethinus, 2368 nucleotides long. Its product is annotated as cyclin-T1-3-like. The record is from RefSeq and is a predicted model, not a curated record. Gene Ontology annotation, biological process: regulation of transcription by RNA polymerase II. NCBI's taxonomy places the organism in Eukaryota, Viridiplantae, Streptophyta, Magnoliopsida, Malvales, Malvaceae. Gene Ontology annotation, molecular function: cyclin-dependent protein serine/threonine kinase regulator activity.
UUUGAAUUUUAUUUCGUUGUCUGUUUCUUUUCUUGUUUCCAUUUUCUACCAGAUUUCUUCUAUUGCUUAAUUUUAUGUGCUUUACGUCAAUUUUGAAUUGUGUUUAUCAUGAAUCAGGUCACAUAAAUUAAGAAUAAUUCGGUUCAGAACUUUAAUUUCCUUGAAGGGCUUGAUUAAUUUCUUUUUAACUUAAAACCCUUUCUUUUUUUAGCCAAAUAACCCUUUUUAGUAACAGAGAAAAAAAAUGGGCUUUUUAGUUAUACUAUAGAAAUUUACCAACAUUUGGACGGUUUAAUUUUACUUUGGUUCCUUGAUUUAACAGAAAGAGGUGAAAUUUAUGAUAAGACAACCACUAAUUGAGCUUUGCUUGUUUAAUUUUUAUUGUAAUGAUGGCAAAACUGCUGCACAUGAAUUCGAGAUUUGCAGCUGGCAUGUGUUUGUCAGAGCUGCCGGAUUCAUUUACACGCAAGUGGUACUUUAGCAGAGAAGAAAUUGAGAACCAUUCUCCAUCGAGGAAGGACGGGAUCGACCUUGGAAGAGAGGAGCAGUUGCGAAAGACGUAUUGUUUGUUUAUUCAAGAGCUUGGGAUGAAGCUUAAAGUGCCUCAAGUGGCUAUAGCAUGUGCAAUGAUGCUGUGCCAUCGGUAUUACAUGCGUCAAUCUCACGCAAAGAAUGAUUGGCAGACUAUUGCAACUGUAAGCACAUUUCUUGCCGGCAAAAUAGAGGAAACACCAUGCUUGCUGCGGGAUGUUAUUGUUGUGGGCUAUGAAAUUAUCUAUAAACGGGAUCCUUCUGCUCCAGGAAGAAUCAGAAAGAGAGAAGUUUAUGAUAAGCAGAAGGAAUUGGUCUUGAUUGGGGAGAGGCUUUUGUUGGCAACAAUUGCUUUUGAUCUUGAUAUCCAACUCCCUUACAAGCCCCUUGUUGCAGCUGUGAAGAGAUUGGAAAUUUUUCCUAACCUCUUAAAAGUAGCUUGGAAUUUCGUGAAUGAUUGGCUUCGUACAACCUUGUGCUUGCAAUACAAACCCCAUUACAUUGCAGCUGGUUCCUUGUGUCUUGCUGCUAAAUUCCAAAAAGUAAAGCUGCCAAUGGAGAAGGGGAAAGUAUGGUGGUUGGAAUUUGAUAUUUCACCUAAACAAUUACAAGAGGUCACUCAGCAGAUGGUCAGGUUGUUAGAGCAAGACAAAAAACGAACUUUAUCAUCAAGACACGAGGGGGCCAGUCAUUCCAUUGCUUUAGCUGGAAAGGCAUUGAUCAGUGGCACGCAAUCAUGCACUUUGAGUGUGUCACUUGCCAAGAGUCAGUCAAGUGCUGAACCUGAGAAUAGCAAACUUAGCAAAUCUAUGAACAGUUGUGUCAGCCAAGUUAGUAUGGCACAAGUUUUUCCACAACGUACAAGUGAUAGUGGUGGAAGUAGUGUUGUUGAGAAUGGCAGUGACAAGGAUCAGCCAAGAACAGAGGUGUCUGACCAGAACCCAAGUUUUACAAUUGUUUCAUCACUGGCCUGUGGCAAUAAACAAGUCAGUGCAAAGGAAAGUUUACCAUGUCAAACCAGUGAUAGUGGUGCAAGUACUGUUGUUGACAAUGGUGAAGGCGAGUGUGAGAUAAGAACAGAGGAAUCUGGCCUGAACCCAAGUGUUAAGAUUGUAUCUGUUCGAAAUACCUUUAGUAAGAGUGAUGCUGACAGGAUUAGAGAGAACUUGAAGAGGAGGAGAUGUGAUAGAGCUGCAAAUUUGAAGUAUGUGGAAGGCAGAGAUGAUGAGGUAGACAGUGAAGCCUGGAUAGAGAGAGAGCUGGAGACCGGAAUAGAGCUGGAAUCUGCCUUUUCCCAGAAGCGAAGGAGGGCAUUUUGAGGUUUUGAACAUGGGAGUAGUGCCUUGAUACUCACUAACUAGACAUCUUUUUACUUAGUGCAUCAAAGUGACCUUCCAUUGGCACAUUUAUGGCAUUACAAGAAAGACUACCUGAAUUUUGUUUCGCUCUUAGAAUGAUUAAUUAUUUCCAAUUUCUGGUACAAUAGAAUUAUUCCAGACAUUUUUGCGAUAAGUCUUAUUCAUAUUUUAGAUCAAUGAUGCAAGAAUCACAGCCAUUCUUUUGCGUGGAAUUGUAAAUGUACAGUUGUUCUACAAUUUAUUAGAAAAACAACAGAAAAGAUUCAUUGUUGGUCACUCUUCCUGACUCCAUUCCGUGAAAAUCCAGCGCAAGUAUUACAUUUCUUCUUGUUUCAUUUUGCUUUUUCAUUUUUUACAAUGGAAGUAAACACCUGGGUAAGUGUAUCAAAACUUGAAAGAAAUCUCUCUUUGGCUUUUAAUCUCAGCUGCUCCUCUUUCAUUACGUACUUGAUAGUUAUACCAAGUAGCCAGAAAGAGAC